Messenger RNA from Penicillium samsonianum, 4752 nucleotides. Its product is annotated as putative Rho guanyl nucleotide exchange factor. Bases 1 to 4752 code for a protein of 1583 amino acids. The transcript is spliced from 3 exons. The record is from RefSeq and is a predicted model, not a curated record. Gene Ontology annotation, molecular function: guanyl-nucleotide exchange factor activity. NCBI's taxonomy places the organism in Eukaryota, Fungi, Ascomycota, Eurotiomycetes, Eurotiales, Aspergillaceae.
AUGGCGACUAUCGCACCUCCCCCCGCAGCCCCUACACUGGCAGACCUGCCCCUCGAACAUCUCAGCCUCUAUCAUGUCGUCGACUCAUGUUUAUCAUCCAUCCUCGUCUUCUAUGGUUCCGUUUCCACCGCCAAUGCGACUGUGAGCAGUUCCCGCAUUCAAGCCCAUAUAUUCACACCUGCCGGUUUUCAAAGUUACCCUCGAAUUACGGUGUCCCCGGCCGCCCCCGUGUAUGCUGCGGUCAACCAUCUACCCCGUGAAAAACAAGGUGAUGAGGUGUGUCGCGGACUUGCAGUCAGCAUGCUGAGGUAUUUUGCCGAGCUCUCUGAACCGGUUAAGCACCGUCUUACUGGGGCGGCUCGCCCUGGAAGACCGGGAGGAAAGGUCCCUAAGAUGUUCGAUGAGAUGCAUGCUGCGGAUCUUGCCAACCGUAUGACAAAGGUGGAUGACUCAUUGGAGAUUAUUCAGGAUAUUCGGAGCGCAUAUCAAGAGCGUAAGGUGCCAUGGAUUGACAUUGAUGUGGUGCUUCCUGCGGGUACUGUACAACCUUUCCACCGGCGAGAGAGUGCGGGAUCAGACCUUGAGGGAACUCAAAAUCCCCAGUACGGUCCAUACACACCCCUGAUAGAGGCGUUAGGAGAUCCCAUGUUUUUGCCAACAUCUCGACUGAAGCGUGCGCCGUCUCAGCCGACCAAUGUCAGCAAAUCGCGCCUGUUCGCAAGAAGCCAGAAAGAAGCCCUUCGUCUCACCAUGUGUGAGCUUGUGGACACCGAAGAGAGAUAUGUCGCCAAACUGUAUUCUCUUGUCCAUGAAGUGGCCGAUGAAUUUCGGCAAAAAGCUGUGGGUAGAGGGCCAUCCAGUACCAGCCCCGACGAGGCAGCUUUGGCAGCGUUAUUCCCACCAUGUUUGAAUGAUAUUCUGGAAGUCAACCUAGGCUUUCUCGAUGUUAUUCGGCAAGUGCUUGAUGAAACAGAGAAAGAUGCCAUCACAGAUAUUGGUCAGGACACGGAGCUCCCUUCGAAUCAUCGGGGUUUGCCCAGAGAUAGAUCGGACCCGCUUGGAGCUCUGGCAUUCGCGAAGGCCCUCUUUGAAUGGCUACCACAAUUUUCACAGCCGUACGGAGACUAUAUGCGAGCACAUACAGGUUUUACGCAAACUCUCAAUUUGUUCAUGAAAGAUAAGAACUCGAGCUUUUCGAAGAGAGUAUACGAGACGGGAGAGCAGAGACUGCGAUCUUUGUUGAUGGAACCCGUUCAGCGACUCCCUCGAUACAGUCUACUGAUUGACACCAUGACUAGCAAUCUUCCCCUGGUCCAUCCUGCCGUGCGAACUCUGCUGAAAGCACGAGACAUCGUGAAGGAUAUCUGUGCGCUAGAGAAUAAUUCCCCAUCGAGCCACGCCCAAAGCCUACAACGCCUGAAAGAGCUAGUCAACGGAUGGCCAGCGAAGACAUUCCCUGAAGGUCGGCUGGUUACCGCAGUCGACUUCAACGAAAUUACCCCUCCUUACCGUUUAGACACACAGUCAUCUGGCAACAGCACAGGGAUCAUGCUCCUUUAUAAGAACUGCCUGGUCCUUCUAGCAAAGCCCGCCGAAAGUCGGGCCACAGCCCGUGGUGUGCUGGCUGAUAUCGACAAUGCGGCCGCUUCAACCAGUGAUAUGUCCACGUCUUUACCGCAAGCAGAACUCCAGGUUGUGCAGGUACUAGACUUUCAUAAUGUGCGUUGUACGCAAUCCACAUGUGGUCGGAUUUUGUUUGCUGUGCCAAUUUCAGCCAAGUCCAUAACAGAUGCGAUAGGCCCUGGGGCAGACCUGCUUGCAUUGGAAUUGGCUGGAACGUAUGAAGGAAGAGCCAAUCGACUGAUCGAAGAAAUAUCCAAAGCGAAGAUUGAGGGUCGAUUCCCCGAGAGUGAAAGAGAAGGAGGCAAAUGGACACUACGAAGCCCUCCCACCGGAGCUGCGAGUAACGUGGGAAUACUGGCCUGCGUGUGCGAGGACGGUGAAAGCGCCGCGCUCGACCAGAUUCAGUCAUCCCCCAUACGCGUUGUUUUUGAUACAUCCAAGGCGACCUGUGGUCAAAUGUUGAAAGAUUCCAAUCUUGAGGUCAUCAUAUCGAUAUCUCCUCCAAAUGGAGAUCAAUACAGACUAGAUAUCGAUUCUGUGGUUGGAUCUGGGUCUACGGAUUUGAUCACAGUGGACACCUUCAUUCCCACUCUUUCACGACGUCUUCAAUAUUUGCUCUCGCCUCUGCACAGCGCCCGGAAUCCAGCAUUGACGGACCCAUUAGUUCAUUCUAAUUUUGAAAUCCUUCGGUAUAUCGCCAGCAGCUUAAUCACGCAAGUCAAGUCUUCGCGGGGCUUCCGGCCACCUUCGCCGACCAAACUGAUCUCAAACUUGUUGGGGGGUAGCCGUGAUAACGUGCCCACUCUCAAAGGGCCAGGAUCUGCCACUCUUACCGGCGAAUUCCCAAAAAUGCCCCCGCCAAGAGGCACUCUGUCGAGAUCAAACACUUUACCUUCAACAUUCCCCGGAAAAGAGAAAGAGAAGGAUAAGGACAAGGACAAAGAGAAGGAGAAAGAAGAAACCGGGAGCAAAAUAUCAGUUGUUGGGGCAUCUGCCUCUAAGGGAUUGGAUACUCAGUUCGGGUUGCUGGAACAAACAUUUGCAGCCUAUGUACUUUCUCUGCAGUCCCGGAGUGGAAACAUCCUGGGCCGAAUGCUUCGGGUCAGAGAUCAUGUUGAUCGGGCGCCAGUCAAUGAGCUCUACAACAUUUUGCUGGAAGACCCAAGCAGAAUCCAGGCUGCUGCCGAAGUGCCAGUUGAUACGCUUUUCGUCGCAUUUGAAACAUUUCUGGCGAACGCCUGGAGAAGAAGUAUGGGCCCUAUCUUGAGCUCCUCUUCUCUGAAAUGGGUUCAGAGCCAGUUUGACACCAUGAUACCGCGAGAUUUUGAUGAGCAAUUCCGGAAAUUUGUGACAGACAUGAGUCCACAAAAUAGACGAGCUCUAGCUGCGAUCAUUCGACUACUUGCCGAGCUACUCGAUGCAUCUGGAAAUGACGGAGAUCGCGGUGCUUUGACGAUGGCAUUUGCGGAAUUACUCACCGAAGAUGGAGAUCCCAGCCAUCAUGUCUCCCUUUUGGAUCGACUGGUUGAAGACUUUGACAACCUCUUUGAAGAAUUUAUUCCUGGAGGUACCUCGGUGGAAGGAACACUGACCUGCGAUCAAUCGAAAUCUCAUACCAAUGCCGGGUCGGUCGGUUCCAAUUCUUCCUCUUUUCGGAAACGCUUUGGCUUUGGUAUGCACAGGGAUACCUCGAAAAAUGAAGGCGAAAGCAAAGUCGCAGCAAUUCUACGGACAUUGAGCAAGAAGCAAAGCCCAGCCGGCUCAGAGCCCAAUACACCCAAGGGCUCUCUGAUGCGUUCAAAGUCGACUGACGUGGAUGCUCGUCUGGGGUUCCUCCGUCCUACAUCUCGUGAUCGUCCUACAUCUCGCGAUCGCCCUACAUCCCGUGAUCGUCCGUACCGUCCGUACGGGUUCGCAUCUGAGGAGCAAAUCUCGAGGCCGGGCACCGGGUACGAAAAACCCCCUUCUCUAUCUUCUUUCCGAGGGUUCUCUGAAGAUGUCGUGCCAAGGAGUCGCAGAAAACGAAGGAGCUCUCUUUCGGAUUUACGACCACCCACAUCAUCCUCGGAUGCAUCCAGUAUCUCUCCGACUCAACAGCUCCGCCCGACGACCCCUUCCACCCACCCGCGAGAAGAAGUGGUAACGCCCACCAAGCAGUCCAGACCUCAGAGCAGUUACAUACCAACGUCACCUAUGCGCGGUCAAUCACCAAUGCGUGGUCAAUCACCAAUGCGUUCUAAGCCGCCAGCAAAAUCUAGUUCACCGACGCGACUAGGAUCGCCCAUUCGCCGUCUGUCUCCGCCCCGUCCUUCUACGCCGAGCAGGAAGGAGAACAUUGAUCCCAGGACUCCACAGACGGAGCGUACGACCAAGUCCAGGAGCGGUGUGUCAGAAUCGCCAGCAGAGGAGUCAAGGAGGAGAUCCCACACGUCAGGCAUCCCCCAGCGGACUCCGGGCCUUCGGGAGCGGCCAACCACUAACGGUUCCGAUCCUAAGCGGCCACAAUCUUCGUCUUCCUUGCAGAAACCGCAGAAACCGCGGAUCCAAAGCCCACAAAAGUUACGUGAUCGAGUUCAACUAGAAAAGAAGACUCAAAACUAUACUCAAUUGGGCCUGAAAGACGAGCUCACAGAGCUUGGUGAUGAAUUACGUUCUCUGAAGCUCACACCACCAAGGCAAUCCAACGCAAUGAACCUGGAGUUUGAUUUUGACCGUACAGACACCAAUCCACAUUCUGCUACCACCACAUCCCUUGAAGCUCGCAUGCGCAAUCUUGAAGCCCGAUUUGAGACGCUUACCGGGGAAUACAAUGGCCGCACAACCGCUCUCGAGCGAGAUCUGGAGUCGUCCUUGGUCCUCAGCGAGAAGCGCGUAAAGAAAUUGGACGAGCUUUAUCGCGAGGCAAGCGCCGAGAACGAGGCUCUCUAUGAUCGGUUUAAUACCGAGCUCAGCAAGGUUGCAAAGGAUGUCCGCUUGGGCCAAGCAGAAGACGCCUUGAAGUCUCAACUGGCAAGUGCUCUAGACGAGAUCGGCCGAGUGAAGAAAGAAAACUUCCGCUUGAAACGAGAAGUCGGAGGUCUUCGAGCCCAGUCAGCUGCCGCCGCACUGCUCAAGGCGAGUGAGCAAUGA